Paramecium primaurelia is the source of this 2390-nucleotide messenger RNA. The record is from the annotation of a GenBank genome assembly. Lineage: Eukaryota; Ciliophora; Oligohymenophorea; Peniculida; Parameciidae.
AUGUUUCAAUAACGAUUUGAUUAUCUCAGAUUGCCUUAGCAAGUUGCCGAUAAUAUUAUAUUAAAUCGUAAGAUAAUAUUCUAUUCUCUAUAGCUAGUAGUAUCAAGAUUGGAACUGGUUAAAAUGCUGUUAGAAAGAUCUUUAAAAUUUAGGAUUAUGAUUAAUUUGAAAGGAUGCAAAUUAAUUAAUUGAUAUCAGCUCUUUAAAGGAAUGAAAAAUAUGAUUAAAAGAAUUAUCCUGAUAGUUUAUUGUUAAGAUAUCUUUAUGCUAAUAAAUUUGAUAUCCAAUCUACUUUUAAUGUAUCAAGUAAUAUUAAGCUAGUAAUUGACUUAAACAAAUAACAUAUUAUUUUAACCUGGUUAUCUUGAUUUAACUAAUGAAAUUGAAGCCUUAUAUGUAAUAUUAUAAAAAUAAUCUUAUAGUCUAAUGGAGCCUUAUAUAUAGAAGGAAGAACUAGGAAUCAUAUUCCUUGUAUUGUAGUAUCAACAAAAUGGAUAGAUGAUUUGGUUUUAUUUGAAAGGGCAGCUGUAUUAUUAUGUGCAUUAGUUGAAGAUUAUAUGUUUUAUUAAGGUAAGGUGGAAUCUUGGAUUGCUAUAAUUUAGACUAAAGAUUAAAGUGCUUUUAAAAUGCCAUUAGAUAGGAUAUUUUAGAUUAUUCAAAUAUUGUAAAUAUGUUUCCCAAAUACUUGUGAAUCAAUUUAUAUAUUAAAUACAACUCUAUCUAUUAAUUUAUUAUGGUCUUAAAUAGAAUGUAAUAAAAUUAUCAUAAAUUAGAAUGUAUUGAUCCAGUUACAUUAAAUAAGAUUAAAUUUUUGAAAGACAAAUAAUUAACCAUUCUUAAUAAUCAAUUUGAUCCCAUGCAUUUAGAAUAAUCUUUUGGUGGUUAGAAAAUAAUAAAAUCAUAUUGGCCACCUGAUCCAAAUGAUUAUCUCUAUGAUUUGACUUAACAAUAACCAAUAUAUGAAGAGGAACCUUAAGUAUUUUACAUUUAACCCUCCAAUAAUUUAUAGUAUCUAAAUCAAGCUCCACCACUAGAAAAGGAAAUUGAAUCUUCUCUCCUUUAAAAUAAUCAAGUUUAACCACUUAAUUUUGAAUAAUAAUCUUAAUAGUUACCUUUAACAUCAACAGAGAAGAAAAAAAAGUGUAUUUGUGUUAAGUGUUCUCGAGAUCUUAAUGAAGUUGCAUCUUAACCUCGUCAACCCAAAUAAUUAGAAUCUUAACUUAUAGAAACAUCUAAUCAACCCAAAUAAUUAGAUUCCUAACUUAUAGAAACACCUAAAAUCCCCUAAUAAUAAUAAUCAGAAUAAAUUCAACAAAUAAGCGAACCAAAGGUAUUGGAUGAUACUUAUGUACCUUAUGAGAGAUAAUAUGAUAGUGUUCUUAAUGAUUCAUAUUAGAUAAAUCCUUAAAAUGUUAAUGAAUCUCUAUAAGAGAAUAAUAAUCAAAAUAAUCAGCCAUAGAUUAGUGGAAAUGAAAUUUAAUAAUAAAAAUAAUCAAAUUAAUAAUAAACAAAAUCAAAUCAAAAAUAAAAUAAACCAUCAUCAUUAAAUAAUUCUGUUAUUGUUUCUUAAUCUUAGAAUGGAUCUUAAUAAUAAUCAUCAAAAUAAUAGCCAGAAAAUUCUAAUUAUGUAAAUAAAGAGAUAUAAGCUAAUAUGGAUGAUACAUUAAUAGAUGAUAAACCAGAUUAUUAACCUAAGUAUGUGAGUAAACAUAGUAGACCAAAUUAAAUUUCUCAAUCAAAUAGAAUUAACAAUAAUAAUCCAAAUUUCAAUAAUUUGAUAAAUUAGCCCAGUUAUAAUCCUUUAAAUCAAUCUUUGUAGUCUCAAGUACCUAAUACACAGUAAUAGCUAUCUUAAUAAAAUAUACCAAUAAUUUCAUAAUAACCAUAAAGUUAAUAGCAAAUUGCAGAUCCAAUUAUAAAUGAUGGGGUUAUAUAAUAAUCUGUAAAUGGAUUGGAUUAAAAUAACUACUUAAAUAAAACUUAAUCAUAUUAUACUCCUCAGAUUUCAAGUGAUCCAAAAAAGAAAUAUGAUUUUAGUUAAUGGGAUAAAUAUAAUGAUAUACAAGAUCCAUAUCCAAUUUAAUCAUACACCUCUCCCUCUAAUAACUAAAUGAAUCCUUAUAUAUCAACAAUUCCUAUCAAAGAUAAUGUAAUUGGGGCAGAAGCUUAUAACAAGUUGUAUGAUAACACAGAGGAUUAUAAACCAGGAGAGUUUAAAUCAUCCAUAUAUAAUUUUACACCAUAUGAUUUCAAAUAUAGUGAUUAAUAAUAUUAGCCUAGAAUUGAAAACACAACAAAAUCUAAUAGGUAAGAGUAUUAUAAUUUUAAAUAGCACACCGCAAUCAUAUCAAUAAAAUCCAGGAGGAUCAUAAGCAUGCCAAAUCUUUUGA